UGGAUGCCAUGCACCACACACAUUAUACAUUAAAAUUCUAAACAUUAUUAUUAUUGUGACAGCAUAAUGAUGAGGUGUUUUACUCUCUUGUUGCUUCUUCUUCUUCUUCUUCAUACUCCAUCUUCCGCUUGCUCAUCGGUGUUGCCCCUAUGCAACCACCAUGACAACUCAAACUUGCUCCAAUUCAAGAACUCAUUUGCCAUCAAACCUUCAUCGUACAAUUAUUGGGCGUGCUCCUCUUCUUAUUCCAACCGCAACAAGACAGCGUCAUGGAGCAAUGGUACGGAUUGUUGCGAGUGGGAUGGUGUCACGUGCGACACCACAUCAGGUCACGUGAUUGGGCUUGAUCUGAGUUGCAGCAUGCUUGAAGGCGAGUUUCAUCCCAACAGCACACUCUUCCAUCUCACCCAUCUUCAACAACUCAACCUUGCCUUCAAUCACUUCUCCAACUCUCCAAUAUAUCCUGGAAUUGGUAAUCUUGUGAGUCUCACCCAUCUCAAUCUAUCAUACUCAUCAUUUGUAGGUCAUAUUCCGUCCACAAUCUCACACUUGUCUAAAUUACUCUCACUUGAUCUCUCGUCGUAUGAUCAUGAACUGACACUUGAUGAAUCCACAUGGAGCAGACUCAUUGGUAACACCACUAACUUGAAAGAGCUAGUUCUAGAUGAGGUAGACAUGUCUUCUAUCAGAGAAACUUCAUUGUCUUUGCUGAUGAAUUUGUCAUCCUCUUUGUUGAUUCUGAGUCUUGAUGACACUGGAUUGCAUGGAAAAUUUCCAACUCGUAUAUUUGGUUUAACUAAUCUUGAAAAACUAAGUUUGUAUGGCAAUCAUGAGCUGAAAGGUGAACUUCCAAAGUCCAAUUGGAGCACUCCUCUCAGGAUCUUGGACCUCUCUUGGACAGCUUUCUCGGAAGAAAUACCUGAUUCCAUUUCCCAUUUGAAGUCUCUUAACCAACUAAGGCUAUGGCAUUGCCAAUUUGAUGGAUUAAUUCCUGUGUCUUUGUGUCUUUCAGGAAAUAGACUUCAUGGUGAGAUUCCAUCUUUGCUUUCAAACCUCAAACAUCUCACCGACUUAGAUCUUAGUGGUAAUACGUUCAGAUGUCACAUCCCAGAUGUGUUCGACAACUUCACUAAAUUAGAUACCUUGCAACUUUCUUCUAACAGUCUAGGAGGUCAAGUACCGCCAUCAUUGUUUCGUCUAACCCAACUUUCUGUUUUAGAUUUGUCAUAUAAUAAACUAGGAGGUCAGCUGCCACCAUCAUUAUUUGAUCUAACUCAACUUUCUUACUUACGUCUGUCUUCUAAUCAAUUAAUCGGCCCAAUUCCAAGCAAAAAUGCCACACUUCCAAAACUAGAAACACUAGAUUUGGGUAAUAACUCUAUAAAUGGGACAAUUCCAGACUGGUGCUAUUCUUUGUCUUCAUUGAAAUACCUAGAUCUUAGCAUGAACCAGCUCACAGGGCCAAUUAGCAAAUUCUCCACUUAUUCAUUGGAAAAUUUAGUUCUCUCUAAUAACAAAUUUCAAGGUGAUUUUCCAAAUUCGAUCUUUGAAUUUCUAAAAAACCUCACUCGUUUGGAUGUGUCAUCUAAUUACUUGAGUGGUCUUUUGGACUUUUCUUAUUUUUCAAAGUUGGAAAAAUUAAAUUUUCUUGAUCUUUCUAACAAUAAAUUUCUCUCUGUUGAUAGUAAUAGUAGGGUGGACUACGUCUUACCGCAACUUGAAUAUUUAACUUUCUCUUCUUGUAGUGUUACUGUUUUUCCUUCAUUCCUACUUAGACUACAAAAUCUAGGAAGUUUAGAUCUUUCUAACAAUAAAAUCCAUGGAAAGAUUCCCAAUUGGUUUAGUGAUAAUCUCUUGCACACAUGGACAAGCAUGUUCUUUAUUGACCUCAGUUUCAACCAGCUGCAAGGAGAUCUUCCAAUUCCACCAAAUGGCAUCAAUUACUUUGCAGUUUCAAACAACAACUUCACAGGAGGCAUUUCUUCAACAAUAUGCAAUGCAAGCUCCCUCAAUGCGCUAAUCCUGUCUCACAACAAUUUGACUGGCAAUAUUCCACAAUGUUUGGGAUCCUUUCCUUUGCUUCAGGUUUUGGAUUUGCAAAUCAACAACUUUCAUGGAAGCAUACCUGGAAACUUCUCCAAGAAUAAUGCUUUUGAGACGAUAAAGUUGAAUGGCAACCAAUUAGAGGGACCAAUACCACAAUCGUUGGCAAAUUGCACAAAACUGGAAGUUCUAGACCUGAGUGACAAUAACAUAGAAGAUGUAUUUCCCAGUAGGCUAGAAGCUCUUCAGGAAUUACAGGUACUCAGUUUACGAAAUAACAAAUUUCAUGGUACCAUCACUUGUUUGAGUAGGAAGCACCCAUUUCCAAAGUUGAGAAUUUUUGAUGUGUCUAAUAACAAGUUUAGUGGUCCUUUGCCAAUGCAAUACUUUGAAGAGUUUCAAGGAAUGAUGACUCUGAAUGAUAAUACUCAAGCUGAUGGGUUGGAGUAUAUGAGCAACCAUGAUAAUAUACGAUAUAAUGACUCUGUUGUGAUCAUUAUGAAAGGUCAAGUGAGAGAAAUGAAAAGGAUAUUAACUAUUUUCACAACCAUAGAUUUGUCAAAUAACUUGUUUGAAGGAAAAAUUCCACAAAUUCUUGGAGAAUUGAAUUUUCUCAGAGGGCUUAACCUUUCUCACAAUAAAAUCAGUGGUAACAUUCCAAAAACUUUAGGUAAUUUGACGAGUUUAGAAUGGUUAGACCUCUCAUGCAACCAACUGAAAGGUGAAAUACCUAUGUCUUUGACAAAUUUGAAUUUUCUAUCUGUCUUGAACCUUUCGGAAAACCAGUUGGAGGGAGUGAUACCAACAGGAAAACAGUUCAAUACAUUCCAAAAUGAUUCCUACAGAGGAAACCCAAUGCUUUGUGGAUUCCCUUUGUCAAAGUCAUGCAGCAAUGAUGAAGAACAACCACCUUCAGUGUUUCCCGAGGCAAAAGAAUCAUUAUUUGGGUGGAAGCAAGUAGUAGUGGGAUAUGGAUGUGGAGUGGUGUUUGGGAUGUUCCUUGGAAGGUUGUUUAUAAAGACAGCGAAACCCUUGUGGCUUGCCAGACUUAUUUGUGGCUAUACUUAACAAAACAUGCACAGCAGAUCAGAGUUCAUGCAAAUUGUGUGAGACUGUGUUAGCUUCUUGUGUUUUUCUUCUUCUUUUUUUUUUU
This is a messenger RNA of Arachis ipaensis, 3196 nucleotides long. RefSeq names its product receptor-like protein 7. The record is from RefSeq and is a predicted model, not a curated record. Gene Ontology annotation, molecular function: protein binding. NCBI's taxonomy places the organism in Eukaryota, Viridiplantae, Streptophyta, Magnoliopsida, Fabales, Fabaceae.